This is a messenger RNA of Callithrix jacchus (white-tufted-ear marmoset), 1948 nucleotides long. RefSeq names its product NSF attachment protein alpha (gene NAPA). NCBI's taxonomy places the organism in Eukaryota, Metazoa, Chordata, Mammalia, Primates, Cebidae. The record is from RefSeq and is a predicted model, not a curated record. Gene Ontology annotation, cellular component: terminal bouton; vacuolar membrane; synaptobrevin 2-SNAP-25-syntaxin-1a complex. Gene Ontology annotation, biological process: SNARE complex disassembly; synaptic transmission, glutamatergic; regulation of synaptic vesicle priming. Gene Ontology annotation, molecular function: syntaxin binding; soluble NSF attachment protein activity.
GCUGACUGCGCCGGACUUCCGCGGCGGGGGGCGCACAACGCGAGUCGAGGGCUUCUGCUGAUUGGUGAAGGAGGAUUCAGCUUCAGCACCGUGGGGCGGGGCCUCGGCGGUGCGAACUGCCAUUGCCUUCCGCCGUUGCCUUCCGCAGGGGCACCGUUCGCGGGUGUGUGCGCAUGCGUUGAGGUCUCGGGACGCCAAUUGGGGGGUCUUGAGUCACUGGCGGCGUGCGGCAGGUUGGGGCGUGGUCGCCGGAGCGGGCGCCGCGCUACGAGGCCGCUGGUUGGCCAGCGCGAGUCACGUGGUUCCGGGCUGCAGCAGCGCGCACCGGUGCGACGUCAACGCAGCAGGUCGAGCUUUCCCGACCUGUUUUCCGCGGCCCGGCCGCGGCUGAGUCCUCCCAGGGUCGGGGUUGAGCGCCUUGUUGAGUCUCUUUGUAGUCGCCAUGGACAAUUCCGGGAAGGAAGCGGAGGCGAUGGCGCUGUUGGCCGAGGCGGAGCGCAAAGUGAAGAACUCGCAGUCCUUCUUCUCCGGCCUCUUUGGAGGCUCAUCCAAAAUAGAGGAAGCAUGUGAAAUCUACGCCAGAGCAGCAAACAUGUUCAAAAUGGCCAAAAACUGGAGUGCUGCUGGAAACGCUUUCUGCCAGGCCGCGCAGCUGCACCUGCAGCUCCAGAGCAAGCACGACGCAGCCACCUGCUUUGUGGAUGCCGGCAACGCGUUCAAGAAAGCUGACCCCCAAGAGGCCAUUAACUGUUUGAUGCGAGCGAUCGAGAUCUACACAGACAUGGGCCGAUUCACGAUUGCGGCCAAGCACCACAUCUCCAUUGCUGAGAUCUAUGAGACGGAGCUGGUGGACAUUGAGAAGGCCAUCGCCCACUAUGAGCAGUCCGCAGACUACUACAAAGGCGAGGAGUCCAACAGCUCAGCCAACAAGUGUCUGCUGAAGGUGGCUGGCUACGCCGCGCAGCUGGAGCAGUAUCAGAAGGCCAUUGACAUCUACGAACAGGUGGGGACCAGCGCCAUGGACAGCCCCCUCCUCAAGUACAGUGCCAAAGACUACUUCUUCAAGGCGGCCCUCUGCCAUUUCUGCAUCGACAUGCUCAACGCCAAGCUGGCUGUGCAGAAGUAUGAGGAGCUGUUCCCAGCUUUCUCUGAUUCCCGGGAAUGCAAGUUGGUGAAAAAAUUGCUAGAGGCCCACGAGGAACAGAAUGUGGACAGCUACACCGAAUCUGUGUGCCCGCAGGUGAAGGAGUAUGACUCCAUCUCCCGGCUGGACCAGUGGCUCACCACCAUGCUGCUGCGCAUCAAGAAGACCAUCCAGGGCGAUGAGGAGGACCUGCGCUAGGCCCGCCCUGCCCCGGCGCCUGGCUUCCUGUCCUGCCUGCUCAGAGGUGGGGCCGAGGCUUGCUGGAGAGCUUCCCUCCCUUCCCACCCAGGGAGUCCCGAGGCCACAGUGGGCAGGCGGCAGUGAGGGUCAGCAUGCGGGGUGCCAGAGGCCCAGGCUGCUGGCCAGGCAGUCACCCUCUCUUCUCGCUACAUCCCUUGCCCGGUCCAUUUAUUUAAGCCCCCAAAGGUGCCCUUCACCCCAAAACCCAGCUGUACAGAAUCUUUGAUACCUAUUUGCUGGGGUGCUGCCGGGGGGUUGGUGUCUGGCUCCCCAUCUCCUGACCAGCUGAGUUGUGAGGCUGGUUUCUGUCUCAAACUUUUGUCCCCCAGCCAAGCCCUGAGCACAUGUAGCCUCUGAGACUUGCUGUCUCUGCUAGAGAGAGGCUCCUCUUCCCCCAGCCUCCUGCAGCCCCGACCUCUCAGGUCAGACCCCAGGCCCUGGAGCUUAGGGGGUUGUCCCCCACUCCAGCCCCACGCCUGCCCCCUCCCUAAUGCUUUGAGGUUUUGUUGGUUGGAAGGUGCAGCUGGCCCAAGAAGGAAAAUAAAAAACAACACUUUUGCAUGA